CGAACUUUUUUUUUUAAGAUAAACAUUCCUAUUUCGGAAACUUUUUUUUUAAAUAGGUCUUUUAAGAUAAACAUCCCUAUUUCGGAAACUUUUUUAAGUAAUGGUAUCUGCCUUCACUUUUCCAAUAAUUUUGAAUGACUUGUGUCUUCCGUCAGACAUCGUGACUUGAACAAUGAAUGUCGUGCAAUUGAAUCAUUGUAAAAAUUAAUUUCUUAUAGAAUUUAGUCGCCUUUUGCCGCAUUGUCAACCAUUUUCCUUCCUUUGUAAUUGUACGGAUCUUCCACCAGAAAAGCUUUGUUUUAUAACUAGCUAGCAUAGAAAACCUGAUCAUGGCAGAAAUAAAGAAAAGACCACGAUAUGUAAAAAUGAAUGGCAUACUUUAUCCGGAGAUGUUCUCUCCUAAUUGCUUCAAGGAAGCUUUGGAAUACAAGCCUGAACGUGGCGAUGUUUUUAUCUGUACGUAUCCUAAAUGUGGCACUACAUGGAUGCAGAACGUUGCCAUGUACAUCUUUCGUAAAGGCAAAGAGUUGGAUCAUCCAUCGGAUUUCUUACAAUGCGCACCUUAUAUAGAUAUGCUUGGACAGGAGAGUAUCGACAAAAUGCCAAGACCAGGAGCAUUCAAAACACAUUUUUCUUACUCUCAUAUGCCUUAUUCCCCUGACGCCAAGUACGUUUUUGUCGCUCGAAAUCCCAAAGACUGCUGCGUCUCGUUUUAUUACCACACAAGAAAUAUUCCAGGUUUUGGUUACUGGGAUGGAGAAUUCGAUGAUUUCUUUGAACUUUUCAUGGCUGGUGAGGUAGAAUACAACGAUUAUUUUGACCACUUGCUGGAUUGGUACCCACAUCGAAACGACCCGAAUGUGUUCUACACCACCUAUGAAGACAUGAAGAAGGAUAUAAAAGAUAUCAUCUUGAGGCUUUCUAAGUUCCUGGGAGAGGAAUACAUAGAAGCAAUUGAGAAAGAUAAUAAUAUCUUGAAUAACAUCGUACAUUUCAGUGGAUUCCAAUAUAUGAAGGAAAGCUACUCUGAUAUGUGCGAAGUAGAAAAAGAGGGAACACAUUUAUAUACAGGACUUCAGUAUAUUGAUGAAUUUACAAAAGCUUUGAAGCUUCCAGAAGAUCUUCCAGAAAUUGAAUUUGUUAGGAAAGGAAUUGUUGGAGAUUGGAAAAAUCAUUUCUCGUCAAAACAAAACGAAAGGCUCAAUGCCAAAUUUCUCGAAAAAUUCAAAGAUACAGAAGUUAUGCAGUGGUAUCCAUUAGAAUAAAGUAACAAGAUUUUUUAUCCUUGGUGAAAUAUUUUCACACUUAUUUUAGAAUGCCUUUUAUUUCACUGGGAUAGUUUUUCGUUCAUUAUAAUUUAAAAAUAAAUGCAGAAUUAUUUUCUUGUUUGUUGAAACAAGAUUAAUAAGUUUAUAUUUUCUGAAGCUUAAUUGAAAGAUUAUUAGCAUUAUAUAAGAUAUUGUCAAAGGUUACUCUCAGUGAAUGAGAUGAAU
Argiope bruennichi is the source of this 1493-nucleotide messenger RNA. RefSeq names its product sulfotransferase ssu-1-like. The transcript is spliced from 2 exons. Gene Ontology annotation, biological process: sulfation. Gene Ontology annotation, molecular function: sulfotransferase activity. The record is from RefSeq and is a predicted model, not a curated record. Bases 330 to 1265 code for a protein of 311 amino acids. Lineage: Eukaryota; Metazoa; Arthropoda; Arachnida; Araneae; Araneidae. Gene Ontology annotation, cellular component: cytoplasm.